This is a messenger RNA of Centruroides sculpturatus (bark scorpion), 2289 nucleotides long. RefSeq lists its product as uncharacterized. Lineage: Eukaryota; Metazoa; Arthropoda; Arachnida; Scorpiones; Buthidae. The transcript is spliced from 4 exons. The record is from RefSeq and is a predicted model, not a curated record. The coding region runs from base 235 to 669 and encodes 144 amino acids.
UAGUCUUUAAACAUGGCGGUUGUGUUUCCACUUUGUCUAAAAAUCCGACUGAAGCUUUUAUUUCUGAUAUAAUUAUUUCUUUUUACCAAGCAAUACAUUAUAUAACUCAUAUUCGCAACGGGGCAUUUGUAUAUUUUAUAUUUAAAUGUGUCUUUUAGCCAUAAGUCGACAUUCUCUGUGGAAAAAUUUGUCAAUUUCACACGUGGUCCACGUGUCUACGACCUUUAAAUAAUUAUGGAAAGUCAAUGCCACAAAAUAACACAGAGUUCCAAUAUUUGUAAUAAUUUUGGUGGUAAUAAUGAAAUAGAUUGUAUGAAAGACGAAAUAAACAAGACUCGUGAUGUUAAACAUGUUAUUAAAUCAGAAUGUCGAGUUGUUUUGAGAAGAUUGAAUAUUAAAGUAAAGACUGAAGGUUGUGACGAGGUUAUUCAUCUCCCAAAUGAAUAUGAAUAUUUAAAGCUUAUCAAGAAGAAUAAAUUCUUCACUCCUGAGAAAAGAUUUAAGAGAAAUGAAAUGAACAUCCAAAGUAAGCAAGGUGUUACAUUUUUAUUUGUUAAAUGCUUUUUUGGAGGCUUGUUAGAUCACAUUUACAUAAUGCAUUUUGUAAUAAAUUGCAGAACUGUUAUAAAAUGCAUCAUAGAAAAGCAAAAUAAGCUGCUUAGCUCCUAGUUAUGAUGAUUUAACUGUUCAAUUGAGGCAUGCUUUUGGCCACUUGGAUCAGAAUUUUCCAUGCUUUCGUAUCUUUGGCCAUUUCUAUCAGUUCUUCCAUCUGCAUGUUUGUGUCAGUUAUGACUGUGUCCAGCCAGCGUGUUAUUGGGCAUUUUCUUCUUGUCCCACUGACCAUGCCAAGCAUUAAGAGUCCCUAGUAAAAUAUACCUAUUGCCAUAUUUAAAUUUAAAACCUUUACAAGUUUUAAAAACUAUUUGUUAUUCUCUCAGAUUCAUAUUAGGUAAUCAAUCUGUGAUAUAUUUAAUAAUCUAGCGUCAAUAAUAUUACCCCAUUUCAUUUGAAAGGAGCCUAUGUCAUGGCUUGCUUAUCCAGCUGCAUUAAAGCCAAUUUAACAGACAAUGUGAUCAUUUUUUUCAAAAUAUCAUUCCGAACACUUCACUAUUACCAUUCAUUCUCUCAGUUUGAAAACAGGUGUUAAUGAACGAGUUUAAAAAUUAAAGCAAAUUGCAAAAAAAUUCUAAACAAAAGGUGAUUUAAAUAAAUAUGAAGGUAAAAAAAAUGGUAAUUCGUUGAUUGUGUAAUAAAAAAAGUAAACAUAAAGAGAACUUAAUUGGAAAUUAAUAUGUUAAUAAAUUCAGAACACAAAAAAGUAUAAAUUGAUUAAAUUUCUUAAUAAAUUACAGGAUUUAUUAAUGAAUAAUUAAUAAAUAGGAAUCAUUUUUCCCCAUUUGGAAGCCACGUCAUUUUACAAUUGUGGAUUAGUAACAGGAUAAAUUACUUUUAUAUAAUAAAAAAAUCUUAUUUUAAAAGCUAUUGUUUAGUGUAUCUAAAAAGACAUCUUUCUCAAAUUAAAACUUCUAAGUAAGGUACUGUACAUGGCCUUAUUUUCUAAGCAACUGGACUUAGGAAAAUGAAAUUCUGUGCACCAUUCAUUAGGACAACUAUGAAUGUGUGACCAAAAAGUCAAUAACUGACUACUGUAUUAGAAUUGUUGAAAAUAAAAUGUUUUUGAAAAAGUUCACAUUAGACCAUAUUUGUGACUUAUGUCUAUUUUAUGAAUUACACAUAAAAUAUUGUAACUAACAAAUUAUGAUUAAAAUAAACAAGAACCAACUCUGUUUUUUUUAUUACCCUUUCUACACUGUAGAUAUUAAGAUAACUCUUCUGGCUAGUCAAUUCUGGAUUCGACCAGGCCCACAAUGGGGCAUCGGUGUGGUGUAGGACUGGGCCUGACAUAUCUGGACAGACCAUACAUAUACCAGGAUCAAAUCAUAUUUGAUCCUGGAUCUCUCCAGAGCAGUAGGCUGUCGCCAUAAUUGCUUGGACAUCCAGCCAUUAAAAUUUACAUUAUAUCUGCCAGGGAACCAACUCUGGUUAGAAAACAAUAGAAAAUUAAAAUUUCGUCCAUUUGCUCCAUUAUUUUGUGAAUUUCUCCUUCAUUAAUUAUCAAAAUUAACUUGAUUGUAUUUUAUUUAAUGCAUAAAAACACAAUCUGAUAAAUGAGGUUUCUGUUACAGGCUUCUCGGUCCCUAAUAUAGACUUUCAAGGCUGUGAACUUGAAAGGCUUAAUUAACUGUGUAUCAAAUAUGAAAAUUAAUAUAAAUUGCAGUAGUUACUCUA